This is a messenger RNA of Gastrolobium bilobum, 3489 nucleotides long. RefSeq names its product pentatricopeptide repeat-containing protein At4g20740. The transcript has 2 exons. The record is from RefSeq and is a predicted model, not a curated record. Gene Ontology annotation, molecular function: protein binding. Lineage: Eukaryota; Viridiplantae; Streptophyta; Magnoliopsida; Fabales; Fabaceae. The coding region runs from base 117 to 2312 and encodes 731 amino acids.
UAUACUCACAACAACACACACAUGUUUCUUGGUUGAGAUUGGCACGCAAAUUGCAUAAUAUUCUCACAACCAAACUCCAAUACUCCAAUUGCAUAAUUAUUUUGAGAUUCCUGAAAAUGCCUCCACCUCAAGCACCCAUACCAACCACCAAACCCGACAAGUUUUACUUCUUCUACGGCCACCGCAAGCCCUCCCAGAACCGCCCAACCGUCCGCGGCGGCCUCUUCUCCAACCGCCAAACCCUUAACCCUAAACCCAAACCCAAAACCACCACCCCAUACCAACCCUUUGACAUUCACAAGUGGGACCCUCACUUCCUCCCCAACAACACAAAUCCAAAUCCAAAUCCAAAUUCAAAUUCACAUUCACCAGACACCUCAUUCUCAAUCUCCCAACGCCUAUCCCCUAUUGCCCGCUUCAUCAUCGAUGCAUUCCGCAAGAACCAAUACAAGUGGGGCCCAACCGUCGUAACCGAACUCAAUAAACUCCGCAGGGUCACGCCAAACCUCGUUGCCGAGGUUCUCAAAGUCCAAACGAAUCCAACUCUCGCUUCCAGAUUCUUCCACUGGGCCGGUAAGCAAAACGGUUAUAACCAUAAUUUCGGCUCCUAUAACGCCUUCGCUUACUGCCUCAACCGCCACAACCGCUUCCGCGCCGCCGAUCAGCUCCCGGAGCUCAUGGACUCGCAAGGGAAGCCGCCUAGCGAGAAGCAGUUCGAGAUCUUGAUCAGGAUGCAUUCCGAUGCCAAUAGAGGUCUUAGGGUUUAUCAUGUUUAUGACAAGAUGAAGAAAAAGUUUGGGGUUAAACCUAGGGUUUUUUUGUAUAAUAGGGUCAUGGAUGCAUUGGUGAAAACUGGUCAUUUGGAUUUGGCAUUGUCUGUUUAUGGUGAUUUUAGAGAGGAUGGGUUGGUUGAGGAGGCUGUUACUUUUAUGAUCUUGAUUAAGGGAUUUUGUAAAGGUGGGAGGAUUGAUGAGAUGUUGGAGAUUUUGGGGAGAAUGAGGGAGAAUUUGUGUAAGCCGGAUGUGUUCGCGUACACGGCUUUGGUGAAGAUGCUUGUAGGGAAUGGGAAUUUGGAUGGAUGUUUGAGGAUUUGGGAGGAAAUGAAGAGAGAUCGGGUUGAAGCUGAUGUCAUGGCAUAUGCUACUAUGAUCAUAGGUUUGUGUAAAGGGGGAAGGGUUGAAGAGGGUUAUGAGUUGUUCAAGGAGUUGAAGAAUAAGGGUCAUUUGAUAGAUAGAGCUAUAUAUGGAUCACUGGUUGAGGCGUUUGUGGCGGUGAAGAAGGUUGGGUCGGCUUUUGAUUUGUUGAAGGAUUUGGUGAACUCAGGAUACAGGGCUGAUUUGGGGAUUUAUAAUUCCCUUAUUGAAGGGUUGUGCAAUUCGAAUAAGGUUGAGAAGGCUUACAAGCUUCUCCAGGUUGCUAUUCGGGAGGAUCUUGAGCCGGACUUCUUAUCAGUGAAACCAUUGUUGGUGUCUUAUGCUGAAGCAAACCAAAUGGAAGAGUUUUGCAAGUUGCUUGAACAGAUGAAGAAAUUGGGUUUUCCAGUUAUUGAGGAUCUCUCCAAGUUCUUCUCCCUUUUUGUAGAGAGAAAGGGACCAAUAACGGCAUUAGAAGCAUUUACACACUUGAAAGCAAAAGGUUAUAUUAGUGUUGAAAUAUACAAUAUUCUUAUGGAUUCUCUUCAGAAGAUUGAUGAGAUGAAGAAAGCAAUAUUGCUCUUGGAUGAAAUAAAUGGAUCAAACUUGAAACCUGACUCAUUUACAUAUAGUAUAGCAAUCUUAUGCCUUGUUGAUCUUGGUGAAAUUCAGGAGGCAUGUGUGUGUCACAAUAAGAUCAUUGAGAUGUCUUGCAUUCCUUCUGUUGCUGCCUAUAGUUGCCUUGCUAAAGGGCUUUGCAAAAUUGGAGAGAUUGAUGCAGCCAUGAUGCUUGUUCGCGAUUGCUUAGGCAAUGUUACUAGUGGACCAAUGGAGUUUAAGUAUAGUCUUACCGUUAUUCAUGCAUGUAAGUCAAAUGAUGCUGAGAAGGUGAUUGAUGUAUUAAAUGAGAUGAUGCAACAAGGCUGCCCUCCAGGAAAUGUCGUAUGUUCUGCAAUCAUCUCUGGCAUGUGUAAGCAUGGAACAAUUGAAGAGGCCAGGAAGGUUUUCUCAAACUUGAGGGAGCGCAAAUUCUUGACAGAAUCGGAAACGAUUGUGUAUGACGAAUUGCUAAUUGAUCACAUGAAGAAAAAGACAGCAGACUUGGUGCUAUCAGGAUUGAAGUUCUUUGGUCUAGAAUCUAAACUAAAAUCAAAGGGUUUUAAGCUGUUGCCAAGUUGAAAAUAGUUGCGAGGACUGAUUGAUCUCUUUUUCUUUCAACAUGUUGAAACAUGUAUAAUGAAGCAGAAAAUCAUUUGGGAGAGAUCAACCAUUUUAAGUUGCUUCUCGGGAAUCUUCCUUCUGGUAUCUGAUAUAUUCAAACCAUGGCUGUGAACACUAAUAUCUUACAAAGAAUUAGACACAUGUUGCAGGACGUUUUUGUAUAUCCUAUAGCAUUGGACUCUUGCAAUAUUGGUCAUCAGUUCUGGGUCUCAUAGAUUGCAUCCUUUAACAAAACAAAGUCACUCCAGAAAGGUCACCUGACAUCAAACCAUGGCAAAGCUCAUACUUGCUUCAUUCGCUGGGGGGUGCGGAUUUUUGUUGUUCUUUGUAACUUCCUUUAAUUUGAUUAUGAAGUGGGAGCCUGCAGACAUGUUGGCAUCUGAAUUUUACUUUCUUCCCUGUUUGCAACAUUCGUUUACAGUUAUUCCUGCUGCUUUAUAGAGUUAUGACUUGCAUGGGAUAUGUGAUGUGGAAAGCUAUAAGGGCUAAGUGCUAAUCCAAUGAUUAUAUUCGAUCUGAAGUUGGAAACAGUUGCAUCAUUCUGAUUCCAAAGGAUCUGGCAUCCAAAUAUGAAAUUUGAAAGAUUUUAUCCUUAGUUGAUAGCUACUGUUUAUCUGAAGAAGGACAAAAGAUCAAGUGGUUUGUUGUACAACGGCAAGUGAAGGUGGAUGAAGAUGAGCAGAUUGAAUAAACAGGCUCGUUUGGUGUUAGUAUUUUAAAGUUCUGACUAAGGUGAGAUUACAACUAGGUGUUGCCAUCUUUGGGAAAGUAGGGAAUUGGUGGGCCACUUGUUUUCUUCUCUUUUUUCCAUGUGCUAAGGUGUGAUAGGGUUGCAUUGUUUGAAUUGUUAUGGGUAUCUCUAGGAAAAGUCUUUAAAUUGCAGACUCAUGAAGUGGCUCCCUAGGGCUUGAAAGAAUUUAGAUUGAGUGGAAGGGUACCCGAAGUAAUCUGAUAUACAGUACUCAAAGGAAAGGAGUACACUUGGAUGCAAAACCUUCCAUCUUUUCCAAGAGACACUUCUUAGAAUUAUUGAACUUGAUGAUUUUGGAUUCUGAUGGCAUCUGUGUGUGCUUCUACUUUCAUCCUCUUUUGGAGCCAGUAUAUCCCUAUUACGCAUGGGUAUUGCCCCUUGGUA